Molecule: messenger RNA, 1545 nt
Organism: Gordionus sp. m RMFG-2023
Lineage: Eukaryota; Metazoa; Nematomorpha; Gordioida; Chordodea; Parachordodidae
Product: 26S proteasome non-ATPase regulatory subunit 12-like
Exons: 11
Coding region: 48-1415 (455 amino acids)
Cellular component (GO): cytoplasm; proteasome regulatory particle, lid subcomplex
Source: RefSeq, a predicted model, not a curated record
UAUUCUGAUUUUCAAAAUUUCAUUCAAUUUAUAAAAUAUUUGAAGUAAUGGCUGAUAUUAUAACUUCGCAAAAAAUGGAAGUGGAUUAUUCAGAUACUGUGGAUAAAAUAUUACCAGAAUGUUUAGAAUUAGUCAAAGGUGGUCAAAUAAAUGAAGCUAUAAAUAAAUUAUUAAAUUUGGAAAAAUUAACAAGGACAUCUUGUGAUAUGAUAUCUACUUCUAGAAUUUUAAUAAGCAUCGUUAAAAUUUGUUUUGAUUCACAAAAAUGGGAUUUGCUUAAUGAAAACUUGAAAGCAUUAACUAAGAGAAGGAAUCAAUUAAAACAGGCAAUCACAAAUUUAAUACAAGAAGUAUGCACGUAUGUUGAUAAAAUUGAAAACCAACAAAUUAAAUUAAAACUGAUUGAUACAAUAAGGGAAGCUACUGCUGGAAAGCUCUAUGUUGAAGUAGAAAGGGCUCGUUUAACAAAAAUUUUAGCAGAUGUCAAAGAAAAACAAGGAAAUUUAAAAGAUGCACAUGAAAUUUUACAAGAUGUUCAGAUAGAAACCCUGGGUUCGAUGGAUAAACGUGAAAAAUUUGAAUUUAUAUUGGAACAAAUGAGAUUAUGCCUUUUGAAUAAAGACUUUUUAAGAAUGCAAAUAAUAAGCAGAAAAAUUAGUUCUAAAGCUUUGCAUGAUCCUAAUUUUCAAGAUUUGAAAUUGAAAUUUUAUGAAUUGAUGAUUCAAUUAGAUCAAAAUGAAAAAUCUUAUUUUACUAUCUGUCAGCAUUUCAAAGCAAUUUAUGAUUUAACAGAAAUACAAAACAACGAGACCGAAGCUCUCAUUAUAUUGGCAAAUAUAGUGGUUUAUUUAAUCCUGUCGCCCUAUUCAUUAGAACAAGUUGAUAUGAUUAAUAGGAUCCGUCAAGAUAAAAAGAUGGACAAAUUACCCUUAUACAAAAUACUGAUAAAGUGGUUUUUAACGCAAGAAAUUAUUAACUACAAAGAUUUUUUAGUGACCUUCGAAAAGGAGAUAAAAGCUACUCCGAGCUUUAGAACGGUUCCUUCUUGUUUUUCGAAUCUUGAUAGAUGGCAAGUUGACUUGAUCAAUAGGAUUAACGAACACAAUAUCAGGAUAAUGUCCAUUUAUUAUCAACGUAUAAACUUGUUGAGAAUGUCAGAAUUAUUGAAUAUGACACCUGAGGAAUGUGAAGAAAUUUUAAGAAACCUGGUCGUGUCAAAGAUAAUUCACGCUAAAAUGGAUCGAAUUAAAAACAUAAUAACAUUUCAUCAAAUCAAAAAUCAAAGUCCCGAGGAUAUUUUGAAUGAAUGGUCUCACAAUAAUGACGCCCUCAUGAAUUUGGUCAACAAAGCCAACCAUAUUAUUAAUAAAGAAUUUAUGAUGCGAAAAAUCAAGACACCAUCUAUCGCUGCUUAAUUCCCCCCCCCCCCAACUUUUCAUAUUUAUAUUUUAUGUUAAUUUUUUUUAUAAUAAAAGAAACAUUAUGUGUUUUAUUAUAUUUGAAACUUUUUACCUUUGAUUUAAUAAAGGGACAUAUAAAAAAUAA